CCGUUCGAUUCGUGCCGUGCGUUUUUUUCAAAAAUACAUAAAUAAAUUUUAGUUCAAACUUGGAAAGCAAACCGAAAUUAAAUGACAGUGCACAGUAAUGAAACCGGUGUCUGUUUAGUAAUGAAUGCCGUUUCAACUCGCCUAGCUGCUUCAUCGCCUACCACGCCCUCUUCGAACGCCGCACAGACGCCGCAUACGCAGCCCACAGCGACAGCAACGUUGACUCCUCUGCCAGCGCUAGCGAAUCCCACAACCGCCACCGGCUCCGGCUCUGGCUCCGGCUCAGGCCACGGUCCGGGACCGUCGUUGACCGCCGCCGUAGCCGCCGCUGCCGCCGGCCUGCCCACUGGUUUGCCUUUGCCAUUGACCGUACCGGGUCCCGGCAUGGUCACCUCCACAGUGCCGCCGGGCGCACGCUCCGGCUCGCCAUGCGCAUCAGCCGUAACGCCGUACGGCUCCGCCUCGGCCGGCAGCAGCAGCGCCGGCGCCGGCCCCUCCACGCUGCCAGCUGUGGGCGUCGGUCCGCCACCGGGCGUGCCGCCAGCGCCCGGAUCGGGCAACCCGAAUCCGAACCGCUGCUGUGAUACCGGCCGCACCAUCUACACGGAUCCCGUCAGCGGACAGACCAUAUGCUCCUGCCAAUACGACAUGCUAAACUAUCAGCGCCUGGCCGCAGCCGGCGGACUGGUCGCCGGACCCGGCGGCGUGCCGCUCGGCGUCUAUCCCGAGGGCAUGUCUGCCUACCUGUCGGGCAUCGCCGCCGAUCAGCCACCAUUCUACGCUAAUCCGGCUGGCAUCGAUCUGAAGGAGAAUCUAGUGGCCGGCGGAGCACCCUGGCCAUAUCCAUCGAUGUAUCAUCCGUAUGACGCAGCCUUUGCCGGUUAUCCCUUUAAUAGCUAUGGCAUGGACCUGAAUGGGGCCAGGCGAAAGAACGCCACGCGCGAGACGACGUCCACGCUGAAGGCCUGGCUAAACGAGCACAAAAAGAAUCCUUAUCCCACAAAGGGCGAGAAAAUAAUGCUGGCGAUUAUCACAAAAAUGACGCUGACCCAGGUGUCCACCUGGUUCGCGAAUGCGAGAAGAAGACUGAAAAAGGAGAACAAAAUGACCUGGGAGCCCAGGAAUCGAGUCGAUGACGACGAUGCCAACAUCGACGACGACGAUGACAACGACAAGAACACGGAGGAGAAUGAUUUGCUAGAUGCCAAGGACUCGGGCCUGGGCUCAAACGACGACAAGGAGCGCAUGGGGCGACUGGGCGACAUGAUGACUGACCGUCCCGGCGAGAGCAACAACAGCGAGUGGUCCGAGUCGCGGCCUGGCUCGCCGAAUGGAUCGCCGGACCUGUACGACCGGCCAGGCACCCAUCCGCUCUUCCAUCCCGCCGCCCUGCAUCACCACUUCCGCCCCCCGACAGGCUCGCCCCCAGACAUCGCCGCCUACCACCACCACCAGCAGCAGCUGCUGCAGCAGCACGCCCAGCAGGCGCAGCAGAACUCCCUGCAAACGGCAGUGGGGGCAACUGGCGGCAGUCUGGCCGUCAAGCCGCGCAUCUGGUCGCUGGCCGACAUGGCCAAGGAUGGCAAGGAGUCCAGCUCAGGCAAGGAAAGCUCGCCCGCGGGCGAACUGCCGCCAUCCCAGCCACCGUUCUACGGGCAUGCGGGCCAGCACCAGCAUCCGUCUCCUGGCAAGAUACUCUCCCCGCUGGCCGCUCGCAUACCCAACUAUGCGCCGUACGUGCGUCCGGAUCUGUACCGCGGCUUCUACGGCCCGGCGGCAGCAGCUGCCGCACACCUGAGCGCGCCCACGCAGGAGUUUCUCGAGCACCAGCGGCACUUCGGGGCCAGCUUGGCGGCGCACAACGGACUCGGCAUGAAUCCGCUGCUGUGGAAAGCGGCCGUAUCGGGCGCAGCCACCGGACAGCACUUUGCGCCGCUCAGCCUGACGACCAGCAGCAAUGUGGGCGCAGCGCAGGUGGCACCGCCGCCAGGUGCGUCGCCCUCCGCCUCCAGCUCGUCCUCGUCUAUGGGCUGCGAUGUGGUGCACAUACCCACCAGCAGUGCCCAUUCGGCGGCACAGCACAUGAUUGGCCCCAUCUCGAGCAACUCGACUUCGUCGUCGUCGUCCUCCAAUUCGGGCAAGAUCUCGCCUGGUGUGAAUGUCACCAGCCUGAGCGGCAAGCCAUGACACCCAACGCAGCCAGAU
Drosophila mojavensis is the source of this 2205-nucleotide messenger RNA. It is a transcript of the gene mirr, whose product is annotated as homeobox protein caupolican. The coding region runs from base 82 to 2187 and encodes 701 amino acids. Gene Ontology annotation, cellular component: nucleus. Gene Ontology annotation, biological process: regulation of transcription by RNA polymerase II; cell development; neuron differentiation. The transcript has 5 exons. The record is from RefSeq and is a predicted model, not a curated record. Gene Ontology annotation, molecular function: RNA polymerase II cis-regulatory region sequence-specific DNA binding; DNA-binding transcription factor activity, RNA polymerase II-specific. NCBI's taxonomy places the organism in Eukaryota, Metazoa, Arthropoda, Insecta, Diptera, Drosophilidae.